AUGUCUGAAACAGGGGAGCCAACAUUUGCUGCAACAUCAUGUUCAAAUCCUCGAAACGGCUCCGUCAUCCGGUCAUUGCCCAAGCCUGUAUCUCUAGUCCUCAACUAUGCAGCGCUCGAUUUUAACUUUACUUCCUGGAUGGCGCCGGCGCAUUUGAAAGUUCUGCGCUCGCAAGCCAGUCAAGGUCACAUCCCCGGUCUCGAAGAGAUGAAAGAUCAUUUUAGCGGGGGUGGUCCCUUGGAUGUGGCCGGCCCCACCGAUCGUGGUCGAAAGUCCUGGACGGGCGAGUCGGUCAAGGGCCGGACGGAGGGAACGGGCCGUUUCCCAUCUCGUCCAGCGUCCCCGGUUAGAAAAAGGACCACUCCGCUGGGAUCUCCUACAAUUGGAAGAAGAGUAAGAUUGUGGGAAGAGCCAAUGGGCGAUAUUAAACCCGAGGCGCCCGCUCGAAAGACGAUUGGGACUCGAUUGACGAUGACUAGCCGGACAGGAUUCUUCCAAGAUAGAAUUAUCUCACCAAUGCGCGCCAUGGCCAUUCUAUAUAUCGGUCCGAAGAACAAUCCAGAUUUCAAGACUGAUUACCGCAUCUCGCCUCUGUUAGCGCCCAGCGCACUAUUGGCUGAAUUCCCGCCAUUGCUGAUGACUUGCGGCGAGAAGGACCCGUUUGUGGACGACACCGUGGUGUUUGCAGGCAGGAUCCGCGAGGCAAAACGAAUGAAGAAGCGGGAGGGAUCGCGCUUUGGUGAGGGACUUCGGAUGAGCAAAAAGGAGACCGAGGCGGAGGACCGGGAGUGGGUGCACAUGCAUAUAUUCGAGGGCUGGAGUCAUGGAUAUUUGCAAAUGGCCUCGUUGAUGAACGAGGCACGGGAUGCGAUUGAUGACAUUGCUGGAUGGGUUGUUGAUUCGUUUGAACAAGCUCGGACUCGGGCUUUGGAGCGGGAACGAGAGGAAGAGGCCGAGAUGCUGACGUUUACGCCGCGGAGACGACGGUCACCACCUGGCUCGGCGGCCAAGGAGACGCUGGGUAUGAAUGGGGAGUCGGAGAGUGCACAGCCCCCGGGACCCGCGGUCGAGUCGGCGCUUACGACCUCACGUCGAGGAAGAUUGUCUACUUCGACGCCACUCACAUCACUUACUGAAGAGGAGUUGAUGCGAAGGCGAAGAGUUGAGGCUGUGGAAGGGAUCAGCGAGCCCACGCCUGUGAUAGAUGGAAGCGCGCUGGUUGAAGAGGAGGAGGGAGCGGCGGAGGAAAUGCGUAUUGCAUACGGAUUCUGA
Molecule: messenger RNA, 1272 nt
Organism: Rhizoctonia solani
Lineage: Eukaryota; Fungi; Basidiomycota; Agaricomycetes; Cantharellales; Ceratobasidiaceae
Product: carbohydrate esterase family 10 protein
Exons: 4
Coding region: 1-1272 (423 amino acids)
Biological process (GO): triglyceride catabolic process
Cellular component (GO): cytosol
Molecular function (GO): sterol ester esterase activity; triacylglycerol lipase activity
Source: RefSeq, a predicted model, not a curated record